Molecule: messenger RNA, 905 nt
Organism: Andrographis paniculata
Lineage: Eukaryota; Viridiplantae; Streptophyta; Magnoliopsida; Lamiales; Acanthaceae
Product: allene oxide cyclase, chloroplastic-like
Exons: 3
Coding region: 114-818 (234 amino acids)
Biological process (GO): jasmonic acid biosynthetic process
Molecular function (GO): allene-oxide cyclase activity
Source: RefSeq, a predicted model, not a curated record
ACUCCUGAGUGUGAACUCCCCCAACUACCAAGACCACGUGUCUUAGGACAAUUCACAAAAUAUAGUCCAUCGAACCAAAGGAACCACUAGCGUUGCAGAAGGAAUUCCCGUCAAUGGCACCUUCAUCAACUGCUGCCUUCCUCAGAGCCGGCCUCUCUGCUUUUUCUCCGGCCAAGAAACCGCCGACGGUCGCGGCCGGAAAGCUUCUUUCUUCGGGAAUGUUCGACACCACUCUCCUCCCACAAACCUUUCAGCUUUUCAACAAAAAAUCCUUCUCCUCGAGAUCUGAUAAAGUUCAAGAAUUGCAUUUGUACGAGAUCAACGAGCGGGAUCGCGGCAGCCCUGCUUACCUCCGGCUGAGCCAGAAGACUGUGAAUUCCAUCGGCGAUCUCGUGCCUUUCACCAACAAGGUUUACACCGGAGAUCUGCAGAAGCGCGCCGGGAUAACCGCCGGAAUAUGCAUUCUGAUAAAAAACGAACCGGAGAAGAAGGGCGACCGGUACGAGGCCAUCUACAGUUUCCACUUGGGAGACUACGGACACAUAGCGGUUCAGGGGCCGUACACCACGUACGAGGACACGCACCUCGCCGUCACCGGCGGCUCUGGCGUUUUCGAAGGAGUGUACGGACAAGUCCUCCUCCGCCAGAUCAUCUUCCCAUUCAAGCUCUUCUACACAUUCUACUUGAAGGGCAUUCCCGACCUUCCCUCCGAGCUGCUCGGCGAGCCGGUGGCUCCCACUCCCGCGGCGGAGCCGGCGCCGGCGCCGGCGGCGAAGGCUUGCCGACCCGGCUCAACCCUUCCGAAUUACUCCGAUUAGGGUUCUGGAAUUUGUAAUACAGACUGAGCUUGACGCGAAUUCAACUGAUCCUAUAAGUGGUGAAAUUGCAGAAUCGAUUUAAUCGAA